AUGCCUGGAAUCAGCCUUGCCGAUACCAUCAAUCAGUUGAGCGUCAACGACGAAUGGGGCCCCGAAAUCACGCCCACCACCACUCUCGAUGGCGUCCCCUACGCUCCAUUUUCCAAGGGUGACAAACUCGGCCGCAUGGCGGACUGGACCCAAGAGGGUAAAGAAGGAAGAGAUCGUGGCGGCAGACAAUAUGGCCGAAACUUCCGAGACCAACAAAUCUACGGUGCCGGCACAUCGUCUCUUUUCGCCGUCCAGGUUGCCGAAGACGAGUCAUCCUUCUCUGUUGUCGACAACACCCGCGCAACUAUAAAGACACGUGGAUUCGGCCGAGGUGGUGUAGCUGUCUUCCGUGGCCGCGGCCAACGUGGAGCCGCGCAGCGUGGAGGCAGAGGGACGUUCCAAAGAGUCGGUCAAGGGAGGACUACAGGCCAACAGGGGGGUCAAUAUUACGACAACCGAGGCGGACGCGGUGGUCGGGGCCGUCGCUUUGGCUGGCGCGACUACGACAAGCCACAGCGGAAUCGCGAUUCGUCAGUGAACAUCCGGCCGGACUGGUCGAUGAAGGAGGAGAUCGACUUCAACCGGCUACACAAGCUGAACCUCGAAACCACCGAGGGAGAAGACUUGGACAACUACGGAUUCUUGUACUACUAUGACCGCAGCUACGACAAGCCGCCGGUCAAGAACACGGAGCGCAAACUGCUGUCGCUUGACCGUGCCGCAUACAAUGUCACCACCUCCGCGGACCCGGUGAUCCAAGAACUGGCCGAGAAGGACGAAGCGACCAUCUUCGCCACGUCGGACAUUUUGUCGAUGCUGAUGUGCGCACCCCGAUCCGUGUACAGCUGGGACAUUGUGAUUUUGAAGCAAGGAAACAAAAUCUUUCUGGACAAGCGACCCGACAGCAGCAUUGACCUGGUGACUGUGAACGAAAACGCCGCCGAUGCGCCGUUGGAGGCAGACUCGGCCAACACCCCCUCGCAACAGCAGACGGGCGUCAAAGCCGACAGCAUCAACACGCCCAGCAACCUGGCCGUGGAAGCGACCAUGAUCAACCACAACUUUGCCCUGCAGGUGGUGCUCGAGGAUCCCAACAACAAGGUCGAGUUCCCGCACCCGAACCCAUUCUACAACCCCGGCGAGGAGACGGAGCCAUUGGCCUCCAAGGCCUACAAGUACCGCCGCUUCGACCUGUCGCUCGAGCGCGACGAGGAGCCUCUGCACCUGAUUGUGCGGACGGAACUGGACGCCGCGACCAAGAACAACAUCUCAGGCGAGAAUCAGUUCCUGGUCAUCAAGGCCCUCAACGAGUUCGACCACAAGGCCCAGGGUGCAGGCGGCGCUCUGGACUGGCGCACCAAACUGCAGUCUCAACGUGGUGCGGUUGUGGCGACUGAAAUGAAGAACAACUCGUGCAAGCUCGCCCGAUGGACCACCCAGGCCAUCCUGGCCCGUGCCGACCAGAUGAAGUUGGGCUUCGUCUCGCGUGCCAACCCUAAGUCGGCAGCCAACCAUGUCAUUUUGGGAGUCAUGGGCUACAAACCCCGCGAGUUUGCUACUCAGAUGAACUUGGGCCUCAGCAACGGUUGGGGUAUUGUCCGCACCAUUGUCGACUUGGUCAGGGGUCUGUCUGAGGGUGACGACAGUGACAAGAAGUUUGUUCUGGUCAAGGAUCCCAAUAAGCCUCUUAUCCGGUUGUAUGAGGUUCCUUUGAACACCUUUGAGGAUGACGAGGAUGACGAGGAUGGUGGGCUUGCUGAUGGCAAGGAUGGUGUUGAUGAGGAAUGA
This is a messenger RNA of Exophiala dermatitidis NIH/UT8656, 1788 nucleotides long. Its product is annotated as translation initiation factor eIF-3 subunit 7. Lineage: Eukaryota; Fungi; Ascomycota; Eurotiomycetes; Chaetothyriales; Herpotrichiellaceae. Gene Ontology annotation, cellular component: cytoplasm; eukaryotic translation initiation factor 3 complex. The coding region runs from base 1 to 1788 and encodes 595 amino acids. Gene Ontology annotation, biological process: translational initiation. The record is from RefSeq and is a predicted model, not a curated record. Gene Ontology annotation, molecular function: translation initiation factor activity. The transcript is spliced from 2 exons.